AUGCAAGUAAGCUCACCAAUGUCAUUCGUCUAUGACGAGAUGCCCACAAAGGAAGAGGAAUCCAAGAAGAAGAGGAUAAGACAAAUGCAGAAUAGACAAUCAGCAGCACAAUAUAGAGAGAGGAAGAAGGAUUAUUUGGAGAAGUUGGAGGUUGUGGUUGAGAAGUUGGAGGGAGAGAAGUCAAUGUUGAUAGCAAAUACAGAGUCAUUGGUGUCAUCACAGAAUGAGGUCAAUCUAAAGAUAUCUAUAUUGGAGGAGAAGAUUGAUCUGUUGGUGAAACGCAACAGGGAGUUAAAGUUCACGUUGGCACACUUGGCAAAGACAGCCGACAUUGCCAUCGAGAGCGAGUUGCUACAGGACCCAAUUGGUCAACAUGAGAGAAAGCCCUACCCGACCACGCCAUCACCCUCGAUCACAGUGACGCCCAACUCCCCAAUGUCAUCGUCCUCGUCAACGCCCACACAUCAUCACCAUCUUCAUCAUCAUCAACAACUACAACAACAACAUCAGUCGGGAGUCAACACACCGGUCAAGAUGUCCACAUUCAAUCUCGAAGGCAACAGGAGUAUAUUGAACAAUGACGAGGUGUCAGAGUUGGGCUCAAGCAUUGGGUCACCAUCGUCGUCGGCUUCGUCGCCCGUGCGCGAUCUGACCAGCAGCGGCGGUGGCCGCUCCCUCUCGGACAGCAACGAGCGAUACAUUGACAAGUUCAGCAGCAUCUCAAUUUCAAGUCUAAGCAGCAGUGGCGAGCGCGAACAUGGUGGCGGCAGUGGCAACAACAGUGUCAACAGCAGUAUAGAUUUGGCCAACUUCCACGUCGUCAACCCAAGAGUCAGUGGCAGCAAUAGUACGGGUGGCGGUAGCAGUGGCAGUGGCGGAGGCCUGAGCAGCAGUAAUGGCAACAACACCACAUCCUCCAAUUAUAAACAUCAUCAACAUAAACGAAGCAGAGACUUUACCAUGGACACCACAUCACCGAUGGUGAUGACUGGCAGCAGUAUCCACUCGCUGACCACCAGUGGCGAACGUGAGCAUGGUCCACGCUCCCUAAACACAAGUGGCAGCAACAACAACAACAACUCAUAUACAUUAUCAUCAUCAUCAACGCAAUCAAUACAAUCAACACAAUCAACGACAAUGUCAACAUCACCAACAACGCCCUACUCACCGAUGAACAUGGGCAAGCUACCAUCACUGUCCAGCUCUGGAUCGGCCCACUCACAACACUCUUCCUACACGCCACUGGCAUCAUUUUCCUCGAUUCUCUCGCUUACAUCACCAACAUCCUCACCACUGAUCACAUCACUUCCCUCAUCGCCUUCGGCCAGUUACCUAAGUCCACCCAUUGAAACCUUUUCCAGUUCGCCAUCCAAUCGAUACAAUCUGAUAGGUGUCAAUGGCAAGACAACUGGAAAGUGA
Messenger RNA from Acytostelium subglobosum LB1, 1419 nucleotides. RefSeq lists its product as hypothetical. The coding region runs from base 1 to 1419 and encodes 472 amino acids. Gene Ontology annotation, molecular function: DNA-binding transcription factor activity. The transcript is spliced from 2 exons. NCBI's taxonomy places the organism in Eukaryota, Evosea, Eumycetozoa, Acytosteliales, Acytosteliaceae. The record is from RefSeq and is a predicted model, not a curated record. Gene Ontology annotation, biological process: regulation of DNA-templated transcription.